This is a messenger RNA of Medicago truncatula (barrel medic), 1727 nucleotides long. RefSeq lists its product as uncharacterized. The coding region runs from base 100 to 1455 and encodes 451 amino acids. The transcript is spliced from 5 exons. The record is from RefSeq and is a predicted model, not a curated record. NCBI's taxonomy places the organism in Eukaryota, Viridiplantae, Streptophyta, Magnoliopsida, Fabales, Fabaceae.
AAAUCUAAAUUUUCUGUCUAUCCACACACACACACACACAUUGUUCCACACACAUUGUUCCGUCAUCAAAAUCCAACAAUAUCAUAGAACAACACAAAAAUGGUGUUAACUUCAAUUUCAACAAUAUCUUCACCAUCAUCAUCAUCAUCUUCAUUCUUCUCUGAUUCACCAUCAACUUCCAAAGCUUUUCCUUCUUUUCUUGUUGGAUUUCCAAAACCACCCUUUUCAAAUUCCACCCUCAAAAUCAAAACUUGUUUUGCUUCAUCAAUUCAACAAGAAAAUGGGUCACCAGAACAGUUUCUACAAAGCAAUUCCAUUGCUGAUUUCAUGAGGUUCAAGAAAGGAAUUGAUGGUUCUACUGGUUUGUUGCAGACUGCUGUUGUUAAAUAUAAGAAGAAGUUUCCUUGGUCUCUUUUGAAGCCAAAUCUUCAGGUUGAUUUGAUUUCAACAAUUCACAUAGCUGAUGAAGAGUAUUUUCUGGCCCUCCAGAAGGAGCUUGAAUCCUACGAUUGUGUCCUUUAUGAAAUGGUAGCCAGCAAGAAAACUUUAGAGAAAAUGAGAAACCCUAAGGCUAAAAAAAGGUUAAAAAGAUCACAAACUAGAGGUUUUAACAUUAUUGGAUGCAUCCAAAGACAGAUGGCUCAAAUUCUCAAGCUUGAUUUCCAAUUAGAUUGUCUCAAUUACCAGUCUGAAAAUUGGCAACAUGCAGAUCUUGAUUAUGAGACCUUCCAAUUACUCCAGGAAGCAAAAGGUGAAAGCUUAUUUUCUUUUGCAAAGGAUACGACUCUUAGAUCUACAAAGGCGAUGUUGCAGCCUUCGAUUCCAGAAGAUCUUGAUCCGUGGAGAUCGAAGCUUUUAUGGGCUUCACGUGUACUUCCUAUGCCGCUUGUUGGCCUUUUUCUCAUCGGAAGCGUUUGUGCAAAUGUGGGAAGUCCAGCAUCAGAAUAUCCAGAAAUAGAGGCGUUGUCAAGGCUUGAUGUAAGUGCAGCGAUGAAGCUCUUCCUUGCAAAGAGUCUAACAUCUGACUUGACACAAAAUACGGCAGAUGUGGAGGAGAAAUCUGUUAUAAUCGGUGAGAGAAAUCGAGUUGCAAUCGAGAACCUCAGAAGAGCAAUGGACAAGGGACAAAAUAAGAUUGCCAUACUUUACGGGGGCGGCCACAUGCCGGAUCUUGGAAGGAGAUUGAGGGAGGAGUUCGAUUUAGUCCCGUAUGGUGUGGAGUGGGUAACAGCUUGGUCCAUAAGGAAAAGGAAACUUGAUACAAGUUCACUUCCGUUUCUGAAGACAAUGGCUAGGGCUUCAGGUUGGCCGUUGAACCGUUAUCAGACAUUGGCCUUGCUCAUCUUUUCGUCGAUCUUGGCGGUGGAUCUGUGGUUUUGGGAGCUAUUCUUUGGCACCAUGGUGACUUGGGUCUCUGAUGUUACCACAGAAAUUCUUCGGUAUGUUGGUAAUUAAAAGAUGAUAUGAUCAUUGGAUUCAGAAAAUUCAUACUAAUUACUAAUUAUAAAAAAAAACUUGUAUGUGACAGUGUACAAAUGAAAAGUUUUAUCAACAAAUGUAAAAUUCUAGCUAUUCCCAUUUCUCAAAGUUUUAAGAGCUACCUCUUUGGGGCAUGGAAAUGGGAAUAUGCAUGUAAUCAUAAGAAAUGGAAAACAUAAAUUUCCUCUCCCCAUUUGUUUCACUUUGGUCCUAGAUUAAUUAUUUUCCUUAUGAUUUCCUGAUUUACA